Messenger RNA from Stylonychia lemnae, 2430 nucleotides. The record is from the annotation of a GenBank genome assembly. NCBI's taxonomy places the organism in Eukaryota, Ciliophora, Spirotrichea, Sporadotrichida, Oxytrichidae.
AUGCUGAAUUUUAUCUUUGCAAGAGAUCUUUUAAGUGCCUUUGGUCUAGGCUAGAAAAAAAUCAACCAAAUCCUCUAGAAGGAGAGUGAGAACAAACUAGAGGAGUUACUAGCAGAGGAAGAGACAAUUGGCGAGUGCAAGUAACAAAAUGCAAAGCUGUUGGAUUUCCUGUGCUAGAAAGAAAAUUUAAGGAAAUUAGUUCAUUUUGCUACCAGGGACCCCACCGACCCUAACAAUAAGGACCUCGCACAUAAGUAUCCAUUCGUAGCUACAGAUAUUCUUGUCAGUUGCAUGCGUAUUGCAGAUUAUAUGAUACAGUAAAAGCAGAUCGAUCUGAAUUAAAGUGGAGAAAACGAAAAUGAAGAGGAAUCUGAUUAAGUCAUUACUGAGACAUAUGAUGCUCAUGUACCAAAAGAGCCCUAAGUAGAUAGCAAUACCACUGAAAAUCAGCAAGAAUCUCAAAAAGAUAAUUAGGUAAAAGAGGAGUCAAAUAACCAAGAAGAAGAAUAGAAGAGUGCUGCAACAGAUACCUAGAAUAAAGAUUUAGACUUAUAUGAUCAUGAAAAUAAAUAAGAAGAGGAAAAAUAAAAAGAUGAAGAUGAUGACAAGGAUGUUAAUGUUGAAGAGGAUGAUGAAGAUUCUGCAGGUCCAGGUAAAAACAAUAAAAUCUCAAUCUAAAUAAGCACAUUAAACAAUAAAAAAGCUAAAUUCGACAACGAAGAGCCUCCAAUUCAGUAUGAUUACUCUUUAAUAGACGAGUUAUUCUCUUUACUUGACAUUGAAACCGAAAUCUAGCCAAUUCUUUGCGGUUACUUUAAUAAAAUAGUACAAGCCUUUAUGGGUAAAAUCAAAUAAAAAAUGCUUCACUACUUGCUGAUAGUCAGAAAGGGAGAUGUUUUCACCAAGCUUACUCAUUUUAUGCAGUAUCACUCACUGGCUCAACUCUUAGUUGAAUUAUUGCAAAUUAAAAUAGUAACUGCAGCUUAGACUUAAAGUGCUGCCAAUCGUGACAGAUUCAGUUCUGACUUCGAUAAAGAAGAUGCCAAGGGUAAUUAAAACGAGGAAUCAGAUGAAGAAAAAAAGGAAGCUGAUCCAACAGCAGGAAUGACCAAGGUUGAAAGAGAGAUGUAUUCAGUUCUAAAUAAAAAGAGAUAGGAAGUGGUUGAGUACCUGAUUAAUUUACUUUCCUUUAGAAACAAGGAUAUUGAACAGACUAUGAAUGCUCACUCAAUCCUGCUUGAACUAGCUGACAACGAGCAAACAUUCGGGAAAUUGGUUGAAAAGGAAAAUUUAACCAAUCUGAUAAAGGCUGCAUGUGAUAUAGGCAACAGAAAUCAAGCAUAUGCUCUUAAUCUAAUUAUUGCAAUUAUUAGAGAAUUCCCAGAUUAUGAGAAGUAAAUUGGAUCUCUAGCUUAAGAGUUUACCUAAACCAUAGGUAAUCACUUCUUAGACAUCACUUAUUCAUGUCUUUUGACUAUUAGACAGCCAGACUCACCUAAUGAUGUCUAGGAGAAUCAGUCAGGUGUUACUCAUCGUAAAUUUGGUCUUCGCAGACUAAAGGCACUUGAGUUAGUCAGACAGGAGUUACAAACUCUAAAGAAGUAUGUUGAACUAAACUCGGAUCAAUACAUCAGCACAAUCCUCAGAAAGUAAUUAAUUGCUACUAUGCUCGACAUCAUUGAACGUUACCCCUUCAGUUCUAUUGCUAAUUAACAAGCAAUAUUGGUUCUUGAUUUCCUAAAGCAGGCUCUAGACCAAGAAGAGUUAGAGUCUCUUAAGAAAUUCGUUGCUAACAACCUAAAUGAUGAGGAUGCAGUAUAUCUAAAGUUGAACAGUGGAAGACUCACUACUAAAGCUAAUCUUGGAACUAUUGUUUAAAUGGGUAUUGCAAUCAAGAAAAUGAAUGAUGAAAACCCAAGCAUUAAUGGCAACAACAAUGAAAAGAAGGAAGACGAGGAAGAAGACGAUGAUGAGGAGCAAGAAAGAAGCAUCCAGGAAAAUGACUGGAUUGAGUUCUGUAACAACCAACUCAAAGUCUUUGAGACUAAAUGGACAAAGAAGUUAGAGGACUACGGUGAAGAGGACAGAAAAGAACAAAAUCUAUUUAAGAUACCAGCCAAGCCCAUUCCUGAUAAUGAAUCUAGAAGAUACUCAGAUACUCAGGAUGAGAGUCAAGAGCAGUUGCUAGAUAACAUGCUGAAGCUAGGUUAAAUGAAAUAAAACAUAAUUAAGAAACGUAACCAGGAGGCCAUGAAUAAAAAGGGCCAGAAUUCUUCAAAGCCUGAGUAGGAUGAGGCUGAUAAUGAAUCAGACAAUAAUAAAGAAGAGGAAAAUAAAUAAAAUAAUCAAGGAGACAAAUUCUUCAGCAACCAGUUUUGGAGAGUGCCCGAAGCUUAUAAUGUAGAUGACAUUCUAAGCGAAUUAGAAUGA